AUGAAGCUUCUCUUGACCAGCAUCUUCCUCGUCGGCCUCGCCGCCGUGACCGUCUGCGCCAUCCCCGUGGCAGUCGGCGUGCACUCCACGGCUUCUGCCGCGGCCAUUGACGACGCCGCAGCCAAGCUCGACGCCCUGACGCAAAGGGUCGAGGGGCUGAGUGCUUCUAUCAACCACACCGUCGCGUCCAUGCCCGCCGCGACCGACACCGACAAGGACAAGGUCGCGCAGGCCGUGGCGCCGCAGCUGCAGCAGCUCGAGGCGGCGCUGAAGGAGACAACGGACCUGAUCAAGAGCAACGGCAAGCGCCGCGAUGUUGCCAAUGUGCAAAGUGCUGCCUGCUCCGACUCGUGCCUGACGGGGAAGGCCAGCGGGCUCGUGACCAUGAUUACCGGCACCGUGUCCGGGCUGGUCGGGUGUCUUGGUGUUUCCCGCGUCACGACGCUCAUUGGCCCCGUGCUCGGCGCCCUCAACGGCCUGCUCACCUGCCUCGACGGCCUCGUUUCGGGGCUGCUGGCGACUGUUACCGGCCUCCUGUCGAAUCUCCUCGGCGGCCUCGGGCUCGGUAGUCUGCUGAGUGGCCUGCUCGGUGGGUUGCUUGGUGGUCUGCUUGGUGGUGGUGGUGGGCUCGGCGGGCUUCUGGGCGGGCUGAGUGAGGGUCCUGCUCAGGCUUAG
This is a messenger RNA of Lasiosphaeria miniovina, 675 nucleotides long. RefSeq lists its product as uncharacterized. The transcript is spliced from 3 exons. The record is from RefSeq and is a predicted model, not a curated record. Bases 1 to 675 code for a protein of 224 amino acids. Lineage: Eukaryota; Fungi; Ascomycota; Sordariomycetes; Sordariales; Lasiosphaeriaceae.